Molecule: messenger RNA, 5380 nt
Organism: Melanotaenia boesemani (Boeseman's rainbowfish)
Lineage: Eukaryota; Metazoa; Chordata; Actinopteri; Atheriniformes; Melanotaeniidae
Gene: galnt14
Product: UDP-N-acetyl-alpha-D-galactosamine:polypeptide N-acetylgalactosaminyltransferase 14 (GalNAc-T14)
Exons: 15
Coding region: 292-1977 (561 amino acids)
Cellular component (GO): Golgi apparatus
Source: RefSeq, a predicted model, not a curated record
GGUUCAGGACUACCUCAGCUAAACAGACACACGCGCUCACAUACCUGCGCACACACUUGGCACGCACGCGUACACGUCUGGCAGGCGUGUCUGAGCAGCAGCUCGUGCUUCUGAGAGUUGGGGGAGCGAGAGUGAGAGAGCACGCGCUCUGCAGUCAGACUUCCACAGAGCGCGGAGCGGAGCGGGCGGACUUGUGUCAGGGAGCUUGUUGUGCUUGUUUCCUCGCGUCCAGGAAAUGGGCUUCUGACAGGACCGGGGCUGCGGGCGCCGCCGGCUCCUCCUGACCGGAAAAUGAAGCGUCUCUGUCGGAGGCUGGCGGUGGCCGUGGCGGUGCUGGUGUGGCUGGGAGCGCUGGUUUACCUGCUGGUGUUGAGCCGGAGGAAGUUACCGGAGCUCGGUACCGGUGGCGGAGGAGUAGCUGGAGGCGGGGAGGCAGCGUACAACCAGAUCUCGGAUGCAGAGUGGGAGGAUAUGUUGGAGGGCUUUGAUGAGCGGAGUUACCUGAACGCUCGCCGCUGGAAGCCCGGUGAUGACCCGUACACGCUCUACGCCUUCAACCAGAGAGAGAGCGAACGAAUCCCAAGCAACCGAGCCCUGAGAGACACGCGGCACUACAGGUGCACCACCCUUCACUACGACUCCGAUCUUCCUCCAACGUCCAUCAUCAUCACCUUCCACAAUGAGGCCAGAUCCACGCUGCUUCGCACCAUCAAAAGUGUUUUGAACAGGACUCCAGUUCAUCUCAUCCAUGAGAUCAUCCUGGUUGACGACUUCAGUGAUGACGAUAGUGACUGUCAGCUUCUCAUCAAACUCCCCAAAGUCAAAUGUCUUCGUAACAACAAAAGAGAAGGCCUGAUCAGGUCUAGAGUCCGUGGGGCGGAUGCUGCGAGGGCCAGAGUCCUCACCUUCCUGGACAGCCACUGUGAGGUGAACAAAGACUGGCUGCCCCCCCUGCUGCAGAGGAUUAAACAGGAUCCAACUCGUGUGGUCAGUCCUGUCAUCGAUAUCAUCAACAUGGACACGUUCGCCUAUGUGGCAGCGUCUGCUGAUCUCCGUGGAGGUUUUGACUGGAGCCUCCAUUUUAAAUGGGAGCAACUGUCAUCUGAACAAAGAGCUCGCCGGACCGACCCGACCCAGCCAAUCAAGACUCCCAUCAUUGCUGGUGGCCUCUUUGUGAUCGACAGGUCGUGGUUCAAUCACCUCGGCAAAUAUGACACCGCCAUGGACAUCUGGGGCGGGGAGAACUUUGAGAUCUCGUUCCGGGUGUGGCAAUGUGGAGGCAGUCUGGAGAUCCUGCCCUGCAGCAGAGUGGGUCACGUCUUCAGGAAGAAACACCCAUAUGUUUUUCCUGAGGGCAACGCCAACACCUACAUCAAGAACACGCGGCGUACAGCCGAGGUGUGGAUGGACGACUUCCGUCUCUUUUAUUACUCGGCACGUCCAGCAGCAAGAGGCAAAUCCUACGGAGACAUUCAAAGCAGAGUGGAACUUCGGAAAAAGCUCAACUGCAAAUCGUUUAAGUGGUACUUGGACAACGUCUACCCAGAGCUCAAGGUCCCAGAUGACUCCGACUCUCAGUCGGGGGUAAUCAAGCAGAGGCAGAACUGUCUGGAGUCUCGCCGGGUGGAGGGCCAGGACCUGCCCGUCCUCACAUUGGCCCCCUGCAUAGGAACAGAAGGGGUCCCUGCAAUCAACCAGGAGUGGGUGUACACUCACGGGCAGCAGAUCCGUCAGCAGCAGCACUGCCUGUCUCUGUCCACCACCUUCCCUGCCUCCCAGGUCCUGCUGCUGCCCUGCAACAUGGCGGAUGGCAAGCAGCGAUGGCAGAAGUCGGGGACUCACUUGGAGCACCUCGUCUCUCGGUUCUGCCUGGACUCAGAGAUGGCUCUGGACGGGAUGGACUCGUCCCGAAUGCUGGUCAUCAGCCCCUGCGAACUGAGUGCAUACACACAGAGAUGGGAAGUCCCUUUUUCAUGACCUUCUGAUCUUUCACAUCCACUCUUCACCUCAGAGCUGGGCAGAAACCGCCGCUCGUGCAGACUGAAGAUGUUUGAGCAAUCGCGUCACGGCACUGCAUCCACGGGGUUUGAACAGAAAGUUUUUACCGCUCUUUAAAGUUAAGAAUGAACAGAUAUGCAGAACUGUGUCUGGUAUAAAGGUAUAUUGUGAUGGGUAGAAAUAUGGUGGCAGCAAGAGAUGCAUGAAAGAUGUGUUGGCUGAAGACGUUAGAAGUUUGCUUGAGACUGAAACCAAGUGCACCUUAAAACCCUGAAUUGUCAAAGUUGGAAUGAAACUUUGCUUGAGGAGAAGAACAUGAACCAGACAAUGUGUCCUCUAAUCUUUUACAAUGAAAGCUUCUGCUUUUGAAGCUGGUCAGCAGUCGGACCAUUUGAACCAACACAAGUGGUGUUUUUGGUCUGCUUGGUUGGAAAUCUGUCAUUGUCAGCACGAAAAGCACAAAAUCCUGAUUCAUGUGUUGAUUAACUUCAACUGACCUUCAACGUCGGGACCCUCAAAAGUGUAAUAAAAGCAAAGUAAAAUUAUUUUCAAAUCAUUUAAAAUCCAGAAUUUAUUCUUUUAUUUAUUCUUUUUAAUUAUGUAAUUAUUUUGAAUUUGAUGCCAGGGACGUACACUUUUUAGAAAAAAAAAUGGGGCAGUAAACAUGUAAUUAAAGAGUCCUAACGUGGUCGUCAUGGCAACUGUUCCACUGUCAAUUACACCUGACAUAACAUCAAAAACACUGAUGUGGCUGUUAAACAGCUGGUAGCUGGUUAGCUAACAGUUUAUACUUCGCUCUCUUUGAGCAGAUUACAAUCAUAAUAACUUUACAGUGACAACAAAUAUGGUAGACACAACAAAGUCGACCCAUCUUCCAUCUGCACCGACUUUCCUGUGUGCAAAGGAUUGUGGGUAACUUGACAGCACCAGGAAACACAAAAGCAUCCAUGUAAUUUCACCAAACAGAUUUUAGGACAUGGCAUCUAAGCAGCUUAGUUAAUGAUCCUUCUUUGAAUUUGAGAUGCAGUCUGUAAGCGUUUGGGAACCGAGGAGACGACUGCUGUUGUUUUUAAAUUAAAAUGUUUUAUCAAUCUUUAAUAUCGAAUUUCAGCUUCACCAUGUUCCACCAAAUGUUUUUAUUUAAUACCGCACAGCUUCCAGCCUCAUUUGCAGAGAAGUUUAAGCUUCCUGAAAUGCAACAAAAGCAUGAAUCUGUCGGUCAUUAAUCCUUUUAAACCUUUUUCAGACACAUCCAGAUAAAUUAUUUUUGGUGCCUUCACUGACCAACUUUAUUGUGUUAUGAAAACAUCAACAAAUUUAACAUUUAAUGCAGCAGUACAAUAAAAAAUUAGGGUGAGAGGCAAAGAAAGACAAUGGUUUAUUUAACAUACAGUAAUGUUGUUCUGGAAGAUUCUCCAAUCAGCAGAUUAAAUAGUGAUGGGUAAGGGUGUCAGGAUUGGGUAUAAAAGAACAUCCACCAAAGACUUAUUCUUUCCAACCAUGGGUGGGUCGUACUGUAGUUCACCACUUUGUGCCAAAUUCCAGCAAAGAAUUAACAGUAAAUUAAAAGAAUGUUUCUCACAAACUGCAAUUUUGGCCUUACAGCAUCUACCGAGGAAUAUUGUGCAAAGAGUAAGGGACUCAGAGGAAAUCUCGGUGUGUAAAGGCCAAGAACUGGUGUUGGAUGGCAGCACUUCAUAAGAAACUAAUAUGCUAUCACAAUCAAUACAGACACAUCAGCUCAGGAGGACUCAGGAGGACCUUGGAUCAUCUCUGCAUCCAGAAAAGGAACCUGAAACUGUGUUACAGAAAGGAAAACAUAAAUCAGCUCUGAGCUGAAACACUGCAGAUUUUUCUGGACACCAGCUUGUCUCAGAUGGACAGAAAGCCAGUGGACACGUCCCGAGGUCUGAUAAGUCCACCUUUCUGCUACUUUUGGGUAAAACUGACACCAGCUUCUCCAUGCCAAAGUUCAGAAAUCCAGGAUGUCAUCAGAGGAACCUGGAAAAGCCAGCAUCGGGUUCAUCAGCAUUUAUGGCACGGAAGGCUUCACACUCGUGGAUGCAGGAAUUCUCCCAGUUAUUCUCGUGGUUAUUUCAGACGGAGAAUGUCAGACUUCAUUCUGCUCAACGUCCAACAGCGUGGACUCGUGUUUGACUGGUCUGCUUGCCGUCUACGUCUACUACUGAAAACAUCUGGAGCAUCAUGAAAAGGAACAAAUACAGCAACCAGAAACUGUUGAGGAGCUGAAACCUUGGAUUCAGCAAGAAUAAACAUGAUUGCUCUAAAAAACUGCAACAAUGACUAUCCUUCGUUCCCACACCAUAAAAAGUCAUGUUAAAAGGAAACUAAUGGAAUUAGUUUUUUAAAUACAAUCAUUUGGUCAGUGAAGAUACUGAAAUUUGUUUACCUUGUUUUUGUGUUUAUUGAAUAAAGUUUUAAACAAAUUUAAAAAUGACAGAUUUAAGCUUCUCUGGAAAAUAUAACUCUCUUUUUUUCCUUUAAUUUAUUAGAAACAUGUAUUUUACAUUAAAAAUGAUCUUUAUUUUCUCACUCUCAGUAUUUCCUGUUAAAACUGCACGUUUCUUGCCAACGCCACCAGAUUUUAUUCCAGGGAAAGAAUGAAAAAGAAAGAGAGAAGAGCAAGACCGGGGAAGCAAACAAAACCUGGAGCAGGCUCUGCCUGAGCUACGGUACAGGUAAACAAAAACUGACAAGACACAUUUUUCGAGCCAAAGAAGCAGCCGACAGAAGACAGAAGAAGGCUUCAGACAAACGGGGACAUGAGAAGAAAUGUGUAAAAACUGAACAGGAUGAGUGCAGCUCUUUAUGUUUGUUGUUCUGGUGGGAGAUCCGACUUGUUCAGUCUUCAGCUGCUGCAUAAGUUUCACAGUUUAACUGAGGGGAAAACUGCUCUAACAGAGGUAACUCCGUACUGAGAGUAUAAUCUAAGUUUGCAGGAUUUUGAAACCCAGAGUGAUGCUGGCUUUUCCACUGUUGUGCUAUUCCAGAAUCUGAGACCUAUCUAAACCUUUUCUGGUCUCAUGCCUGAGAUGUUCUUUUGUUCUGCACACGAACAAGACAUGGAGUACCACACGACCUUCAUGUCAUCUUAUUCUUUGGGUUUCUAUCAGAUUCCAAAACUGUCUAAAAACAACAACAGCUGACCUAAAAAUGUUCAGAUAUUCUCUAGAGCUCCCCCAACAAGAGGCAGAGAUGGAUUUUUAUGUCCCACUUCAGUGUGUUACACCCUCAGCUGCAUCAUUUUGAUAUCUUGUCUGAUUCUAUAAUAAAGGUUUUAUGACAGCUGCUUCAGUUUUAUUGAAUCAGCAGAGGACUUCCAUCUGUCCACGGGAGCACACAUAUUCUUCAAAAUGCCCAA